UUGUAAAUCUUUAUCGGUUUUGCUUUAAUAUUUGCUGUAAAUGAGACGUUUAUCCCGCGUGUGUGUUAGUUAAUCUGAGCAGAUUGUAAGUGUGACCUUGUGUUGUGUCGCUGCUGAGGGACCUUCAGUUCACUGCUCACUUCUGCGUGUCUUCAACACUAAUAUCAUUUAUCUUUAACUUCUACACUGUUCUGUUUACUGAACAUAAAGCUAUUCGUCUUUAAACGUCUUCAAAAAUUUUGAAAGAUGGCUGGGCGACGUGCUGCGGUUAAGGCUAUUGACUGGCUGGCCUUCGCUGAGAGGGUUCCACCUAACCAGAGGACCAUGUUCAACAACCUGAAGACUCGCAGCGAUGCCAUCGCUGCUAAACUCGCCUCGCUGCCAGAGAAGCCGACCACCAUCGACUGGAGCUAUUACAGAAAGACGAUAGCUAAAGCAGGCAUGGUGGAUGAGUUUGAGAAGAAGUUUGCUGCUUUGACAGUUCCUGAGCCUGUGGACACCCAGACAGCUAAGAUAAACACACAGGAGCAGGAGGCUAACAAAAGUGCUGCAGCCUAUAUUGAAGCAUCCAAGGCUCGUAUUUCCCAGUAUGAAAAAGAGCUUGAGAAGUUCAGGAACAUGAUUCCCUUUGACCAGAUGACCAUUGAAGACCUCAAUGAAGCUUUCCCUGAGACCAAGCUGGACAAGGAGAAACAUCCAUACUGGCCACACAAGCCUAUUGCUGAAUUGUAAUUGUAAAGAUCAAUUGUUUAUAAGUUAAUAAAACAUUAAAUUCUGAAUUAAAUUGCUUGGUUCAGUGUGUAAAAAUGAAAGGGUUAUGUUGACUGCUUCAGUGCUGUUCUGUAUCAGGCUAAAUAUAUAAAAUAAAUCAUUUAAGUUUU
Tachysurus fulvidraco (yellow catfish) is the source of this 881-nucleotide messenger RNA. RefSeq names its product ATP synthase peripheral stalk subunit d (gene atp5pd). Lineage: Eukaryota; Metazoa; Chordata; Actinopteri; Siluriformes; Bagridae. The transcript has 6 exons. Gene Ontology annotation, biological process: proton motive force-driven ATP synthesis. Gene Ontology annotation, molecular function: proton transmembrane transporter activity. The record is from RefSeq and is a predicted model, not a curated record. The coding region runs from base 247 to 732 and encodes 161 amino acids.